AUGGCCACGGGCCUCAGCCCAGAUGAUCCGUGGCAGCUGAGCGCGCUGUCUGUCCAGCAGUCUACGCUUCUGCUGCUCCUCUCCGUGCUGGCCGCGGUGCACGUGGGUCAGUGGCUUUUGAGGCAGCGGCGGCGGCAGCCCUGGUCCUCGCCCCCGGGCCCAUUCCCAUGGCCACUGAUCGGAAACGCCGCGGCAGUGGGCCGGGCGUCGCACCUGUCCUUCGCACGUCUGGCGCAGCGCUAUGGAGACGUCUUCCAGAUCCGCCUGGGCAGCUGUCCGGUGGUGGUGCUGAAUGGCGAAAGCGCCAUCCACCAGGCCCUGGUGCAGCAGGGUGCUACCUUUGCUGACCGGCCGUCCUUUGCCUCCUUCCGCGUAGUGUCGGGCGGCCGCAGCCUGGCUUUCGGCCAUUACACGGAGCAGUGGAAGGCGCAGCGGCGCUCGGCGUGUAGCAUAAUGCGCGCCUUUUCCACGCGCCAGCCGCGCAGCAGACAUAUCCUCGAGGGCCACGUGCUGGGGGAGGCGCGCGAGUUGGUGGCACUACUGGUGCGCGGCAGCGCUGGAGGCAACUUCCUCGAUCCCACGCAGCCCAUAAUCGUGGCGGUGGCUAACGUCAUGAGCGCCGUGUGCUUCGGCUGUCGCUACAAUCACGACGACGCCGAAUUCCUCGAGUUGCUUAGCCACAACGAGGAGUUCGGGCGCACAGUGGGUGCCGGCAGCUUAGUGGACGUGCUGCCCUGGCUGCAGCUUUUUCCCAACCCGCUGCGCACCACUUUCCGCGAGUUCGAGCAGCUUAACCGCAACUUCAGCAACUUUGUCCUGGAUAAGUUCCGGAGGCACCGCGAACGUCUUCGUCCUGGGUCCAUCCCCCGCGACAUGAUGGAUGCCUUCAUCCUCUCCGCAGAAAAGAAGGUAUCUGAGGACUCGGGAGACGGGCUCGCGCGGCUGGACUUGGAGAACGUGCCGGCCACUGUCACCGACAUCUUUGGAGCGAGCCAGGACACCCUCUCCACUGCGCUACUGUGGCCGCUUAUCUUCUUCACCAGGUAUCCUGACGUGCAGGCUCGUGUGCAGGCCGAAUUGGAUCAGGUGGUGGGGAGGAACCGCCUGCCGUGUAUGGGUGACCAGCCUAACCUGCCCUAUGUUAUGGCUUUUCUCUACGAAACCAUGCGAUUCUCCAGCUUUAUGCCUGUCACCAUCCCCCACGCCACCACUGCCAACACCUUCGUUUUGGGUUACUACAUCCCUAAGGACACGGUGAUUUUUGUAAACCAGUGGUCUGUGAAUCAUGACCCGGUGAAGUGGCCUAACCCGGAGGACUUUGAUCCAGCCCGAUUCCUGGACAAAGACGGCUUCAUUAACAAGGAGCUGGCCAGCAGCGUCAUGAUUUUUUCCGUGGGCAAGCGGCGGUGUAUUGGCGAAGAGCUGUCUAAGAUGCUGCUGUUUCUCUUCAUCUCCAUCCUGGCUCACCAGUGCAAUUUCAAGGCCAACCAAAACGAGCCCUCGAAAAUGAGCUUCAGUUAUGGCCUGACCAUUAAACCCAAGUUCUUUAAAAUUCACGUCGCUCUCAGAGAGUCCAUGGAGCUCCUUGAUAGUGCUGUCCAAAAGUUGCAAACUGAGGAAGCUGGCCAAUGA
Marmota flaviventris (yellow-bellied marmot) is the source of this 1632-nucleotide messenger RNA. It is a transcript of the gene Cyp1b1, whose product is annotated as cytochrome P450 family 1 subfamily B member 1. Lineage: Eukaryota; Metazoa; Chordata; Mammalia; Rodentia; Sciuridae. Gene Ontology annotation, molecular function: iron ion binding; steroid 17-alpha-monooxygenase activity; heme binding. Gene Ontology annotation, biological process: progesterone metabolic process; hormone biosynthetic process. The record is from RefSeq and is a predicted model, not a curated record.